This is a messenger RNA of Durusdinium trenchii, 1601 nucleotides long. NCBI's taxonomy places the organism in Eukaryota, Dinophyceae, Suessiales, Symbiodiniaceae. The record is from the annotation of a GenBank genome assembly.
CGCUUUACUUCAGACUUUGGCCCGCGACAAAUGCACCGUGUCGGACCCGUACUUUGCCAUGUGACAAGUUUGGCGCUUUCAAGCUGAGUGUUUGGCUCUGGCAUCAAAUGGCGGUCACAUGGUCUUGCAAGCUGUGCAUGCAGAGGAAUUCCAUGGACUCUGAUCAGUGCAUUACAUGCGGUCGCCGUGCGGAUUGGAAGCCCCGAUCAGAGGGGGAGAUGGAAGUGUACAGGCGCAAAGAUGUUGCCGUGCAGCGGGCUGUUCGCCCUGCUCGAGAAGAUGCUGAUGUCCCGAGGUCUGAUGCUAUCCAAUCUGCGCUUUCGAUAUUAUUGCAGAUUCUGAUGACCAUGAUGUGUCCAGUGCGAUUUCUGCGGAUGGACGAGCAACUCAGGGUUCAGCACCUCACUACCAUUACUGUCGUUAAUGGUCCUGGCUUGGUUUGGAUCAAUCCAUUCAAGUCCUACCACAUUACAAAGGCCGUCACCCUUGGUGUUCUAGACUACGUGAGGGUACGCGAUACCAUGGACGGUUCUGAACGCGCAGUGCGUGGCCCGAGGUUGUUUUUCCUGGGCCCGUAUGAGAAGCUAGAAGGUGCUGGUCAAGGGGUGAGCUUGACCAGCAUGCAGUAUGUCCUGAUACAGGACAAGCAGACAGGUGAGAGAAAGGUGCAGCGGGGCCCUUUGAUUUGGAUCCCUGGGCCCAGAGAAGAAGGAAAGGUCAUGAAUGGUGUCCGUCUCAACAGUACCGAGUAUGUGUCUGUCGAAGAUUCACUCACUGGAGCACGCAGGGUGGAGAAGGGCCCGUGCAUUUGGUUUCCAGGACCUUAUGAGGAAUGGGAGCAAGGAAGUGGAGUUUGGCUGAGCAGCACGGAGUUCGUUACGGUACAGAACACCCUAUCUGGUGACAAGAGAGUUGACAAGGGCCCAUGCGUGUGGUUUCCUGGCCCAUAUGACCAGUGGACGAAGGGUGCCAGCGCGAGUCUGACCUGCACCCAGCAGCUCCACCAAAGCGUCAUUCGUUUGCCACGACGUUUGGCUGUCUCACUGCGUACUUUAGCAGCCAUAUCCGUCAGCAAAAGGCAGUUGGCGCUAAGGUAUAUCACUGUUGUCAACAAGCUAACUGGAGCGUCAAGCAUGGUGAAAGGCCCUUGUAUUUGGUUUCCAGGGCCUUAUGACUCUGCCUCAGCUGUCAAAGAAGCCAUUGUACUGCAGGAUGACGAGUAUGUAAAACUCAAAGAUAUCUCCACUGGAACGCGAUGGGUUCAUAGGGGCAAAGGCUUGCUCUUUCUGGAGCCGACGUGGCGGAUCGAGAAUUCGAUGUCUUCCUCGGGGGUUCAGAAGUCUUGGGGUCUGCGUGGACGUGAAUUCUUCAGGCUGCAAGUCGCUCCGCAUUUGCGGGUGACCAAGAGCUAGAGACUUGCCAGCCGCCACUUCGUGGGGACAGUCCCAUCAUGCAAAGACCAAAGGUCUGCAGCGUGACUGGGGAACCAUCGCGAAGCGAUCUCCAAUUCAUUAUAUAUGUUUAUAUAUCUUCACCGUGGCUUUUAUACCUGAAGACGGCGUUCAAAAGACCUUGUUGAAAUAAACUCUCAUUAUAUAACC